AUGGCAGGCCACGUUAUUGUACGGAACUGGACAAUCCCAACUCGUGAUGGGUCUACCAUUGAAGGGCGAAGUUACCGCCCGAAGGCAGCAGGUGAGGGCCCGUUGCCUGUUUACCUUUACCUACACGGAGGGGGCUUUCUCUUUGGUACGAUCAACUCAGAGGACGCUGCCUGCUCUCGAAUUGCUAUAAGCACAAGCGUCUUGGUGGUCAGCGUGGAUUAUCGUCAUACACCUGACUUCAUCUACCCAACAGCUUGGAAUGACGUUGAGGACGGGUUUCAGUGGCUGCAUGCAAACAUCGCCGAGAUCGGCGGCUGUCCCGAAAAGGUAGUCGUGGGCGGUAUUUCUGCCGGGGGCCAGUUGACCGCAUCUCUCACCCUAUCCCAGCAUCUUGGUCAUUUUGGCAAAGAACUCCCUCUAAUUGCCGGUCAAGUAUUGAUCAUUCCUUGUCUGGUUAAUCCGGACUGUUAUGACGGCCAUUUGAAGCGACUCAAGCAUCCCGCGGUUUCAUCCUAUGCUGAAAACGAGAAUGCUCCGAUCCUUCCCAGGAGGAUGAUUGAUUUGUUUGUUGGGUUGUUGAGAAUCGAGAAGCCGGACUACUACGAUCUCAGGCUCAAUCCUGGAAAUGCAUCCACGGGGCAAUUGAAGGGAAUGCCGCCUACAACACUUGGAAUUGCUGGCUUGGAUCCGUUGAGAGACGAGGGUUUACUGUACGCCAAAUUACUCACCGAGUCAGGAGUUCCCACCGAGACGCAUAUCUUCAGAGGAGUCCCCCACGGGUUUCGCCGAUUCGGGGACAAGCUAUCCGAGUCGAAACAUUGGGACAAUGUGACUGACUAUGGUAUCAAGUGGGCAUUGACUAAGCCGACCGCAUCUGGGCAUUUUGUUAUCCAUGAGGCUUGA
This is a messenger RNA of Colletotrichum siamense, 903 nucleotides long. RefSeq names its product AB hydrolase superfamily protein. The transcript has 2 exons. The record is from RefSeq and is a predicted model, not a curated record. The coding region runs from base 1 to 903 and encodes 300 amino acids. Gene Ontology annotation, molecular function: hydrolase activity. NCBI's taxonomy places the organism in Eukaryota, Fungi, Ascomycota, Sordariomycetes, Glomerellales, Glomerellaceae.